Messenger RNA from Nicotiana tabacum (common tobacco), 505 nucleotides. RefSeq lists its product as uncharacterized. NCBI's taxonomy places the organism in Eukaryota, Viridiplantae, Streptophyta, Magnoliopsida, Solanales, Solanaceae. The record is from RefSeq and is a predicted model, not a curated record.
AGGCAAACAAGAGUCAACACAAAGUAGUCUUCUUCUUUUUCCUGAGCUUAGUAUAUAAGAGAUGGGGAACAGUCUAAGGUGCUGUUUGGCUUGUCUUCUUCCUUUUGGAGCUCUAGACUUAAUCCGUAUCGUACAUUUAAAUGGUCAAGUAGAAGAAAUUACACAUCCAAUCACAGCUUCUGAGGUUCUGAAGAAUUAUCCAAAUCACAUUUUAAGUAAACCUUGUUCUCAGGGUAUAGUUCGUCGGAUUUUGAUCUUGUCGCCGGAAUCAGAACUCAAGAGGGGCAGCAUUUAUUUUUUGGUCACUGCCAAUUCUUUGCCGGAGAAGAAGAAAACCAAUAAAAAUGUCUCCAAAAUUAAAAGCAAAGAAUGUCAUGUUAGCAUACCUGAGAUUGAUCGGUAUUUAACUGAUGUUACAUUAAAAAAGAAGUUUUCCCGUCGAGAACGGCGGAAGGGUGCAGUUGAGGAAUGGAGGCCUCAUCUUGAGAGUAUUUCCGAGGACUAA